CCGAAUGCCCAGCGACAGCAACACGUUGUAUUGGCUUUUACGCAUGCAUUUUACGCUUUUUCAGUGUACUUUUUUCACUUUUAGACACACGCACAUAUUCAGUUCAGUAUACUGUACAUAUUGUCUCUGGGUUGACUGCAAUGGCUGGUAAGAAGAAAGAAACUAAUUUGCAGGCUUCCGCCACAAACCGAGAGCAAUGGGAGGAGGUUCUUGCAACAAAGGGUUUAACGGUGGUGGACGUGUAUCAGCAGUGGUGUGGUCCCUGUCGAGCAGUGAUCAGCCUCCUACGAAAAAUCAACAAUGAACUCGGUGACGACCUGUUACAUUUCGCCACAGCUGAGGCAGACAGCAUUGAUGCUCUGGAGAAAUAUCGAGGGAAAUGUGAGCCCACCUUCCUGUUCUAUGGGGGUGGCGAGCUAGUGGCUGUGCUGCGAGGGGCCAACGCACCCCUCCUUCAGAGGAUGAUCGUAGACCAACUGGCCAAGGAGAAGUUAAUGCUGGAGCACGGCGGUCAACGUAAAGUGGUUGUCGAUAAUGACCUCCCAGAUGAUGAGAAGAUAGAAGAGCAGGAGGCUCAUCACUAUUCAGAGGAUGGAGAAAGAAUAAUAGUUCCUGCCACUAAGUCCUACACCGUUGCCAUCAUCAAACCAGAUGCUGUUGCUCAUGGCAAGGCUAAUGAAAUCAUUAUGAAGAUACAAGACGCAGGAUUUGAGAUCCUGGCCCAAGACGAACGGACGUUGAGCGAGACCCAAGCGCGAGAAUUUUACCAGCACAAAGACUCAGAGGAUUGUUUCGAAGACCUGGUGCAGUUCAUGUCCAGCGGGCCCUCGCACAUUCUGGUGCUCUCUCGUCUCGAGGAGUCAUCUGACGUGGUGCAAGAUUGGCUCAGCUUCAUUGGCCCUGCAAACAUCGAAGAAGCCAAGCGAGAAAAGCCAGAGAGCUUGCGGGCGCAAUACGGCACGCGCACGCUGUUCAACGCUGUGCAUGGCAGCGAGGACAGGGAUGGGGCCGGCAGGGAGCUUGCCUUCUUCUUCCCUGACUUCAGCACAGCCUCGGGAAAGGCGCAGGAUGCAAGGGAAGAGCCUGCGGAGAGGACGUUGGCUCUCAUCCGGCCUGACGUUGCCAGGGAAAACAGAGAGGAAAUUCUGACCCAUAUUAACAAGUCAGGCUUCAAAGUGUCACUCCAAAGAGAAGUGAUGUUGAUAGAAGAGCAAGUUAAAGAGUUUUACGUCCACUGCAACGAGGACGACUACUUCCUUGAACUGCUACAAAGCAUGACGAGAGGGCGGGUGCUUGCUUUGGUCCUUACCAGACAAGAUGCUGUACAACACUGGAAGAACAUGCUUGGUCCUUCUGAUCUCAAAAAAGCCGCUGAGGAGGAGCCUGAAUGUCUCAGGGCCCGUUAUUAUGUAGAAGGAGAUCCGGUCAACCAGCUGCAUGGAAGUGGGUCUACUGAGGAGGCCUCAAGGGAAAUCAGCUUCUUCUUCCCCAUGCAGCAAACACUGGCUGUCAUCAAACCAGACGGCGUGGACAAACACAAAGACACAAUUUUGGAGGAGAUCCGCAACAGAGGGUUCUCCAUCACGCGAAUGGAGGAGAAGCUUCUCUCCAAGGAGAAGGCAGAAGAAUUUUGCAAGGAGCAAAGGGAGCGGCCUUUUUUCAACCAGCUGGUGGAGUUCAUGUGUAGUGGUCCCUGUGUGAUGAUGGUCCUGGAAAAGGAAAAUGCAGUGGAGGAGUGGAGGGCCGCCAUGGGUCCCACAGAUCCCGACUGGGCAAAGAGGGAGUUCCCUGACUCUCUGAGGGCCCGCUUGGGUUCCGACGUCCUCCGUAACUCCGUGCACGGCUCCUCGAAUCCGAAGCAUGCCCAGGAAGAGAUCCAGCUCAUCUUUGGUGACACACAAAAAUCAAAUCCUCAUGGUCCAAACACAGAAGUGAAAGAAGGACCAGAAUUAUGUCCCUGAUCAUCAUUGGAAAACAACUGCUUUCAACAUGCUUCCCCAUUUAGGAAACAAAUGUGGACAAAGACUUGUCAACUUGCAGUAUUCCGUCUCUGAUCUAGUCUUUAUUUACAAUACAUUGUUUUCCUUUCUCCGCUGGGUUAAAGGAUUUAUCCGUAAGUCUUUAUCAUGAUGGUUUGUGAUCAAGUUGAAUCAUCUUACUGGCCUCAUGCAUCCACGUCAUCGUCAUCCUCGAAAGACCUCUCGAACAUCUCCAUGAUGCUCCUUUGAUUGAGAUCCUGCACAAUUUCAAAUAAGGACGUUACCCACUGGAUGCAACAUGAGCUCCCUAAACUCUCUGUCUAGUGCACCCUGAAGAGUAAGAAAAAAACUAUCCCCCCCAAAAAGAUAUGAACCAUAUAAAAUAUAUAAAUAAAAAGCAGCAAAAAAUAUAAUCAUUGGGCAUAGAGGAAAUUGAGUGCACGUUGCUACCUUAGAGUGGAAUUGACAUGUCACUGCAUUGGCUGAGAGGUCUGACUCGGACAGGCCCACUUGCUCCAACACCUUCAUUUUUCCUUGGAUCAUUGGCCUGUGAGGGGGGGGGGGAGAUAUGAUUCCCACAUUCUCCAUAGUAGUGAUGAUGGUUGAUACAUACCACAGGUGGUCAUCAGCUGUUCCUUGGGCGACCAAGUAGUGAAUGUUCACGUUGUUUGUUUGACCGAUGCGAUGGACCCGGUCUUCAGCCUGGAUAAGAACCUGCCAUGCACAAAUACAUUGGCACCAUGACUUUCGAGUAGUCCGACUUUCAGUCACAAGCAUGCUUCAGACAAAAACAAAACGACAGUGCUGGAAUGUCCUCGCAUAAUAUAAAAACAUUUGAUGCA
Molecule: messenger RNA, 2821 nt
Organism: Syngnathus acus (greater pipefish)
Lineage: Eukaryota; Metazoa; Chordata; Actinopteri; Syngnathiformes; Syngnathidae
Gene: nme9
Product: NME/NM23 family member 9
Exons: 16
Coding region: 141-1961 (606 amino acids)
Biological process (GO): UTP biosynthetic process; GTP biosynthetic process; CTP biosynthetic process
Molecular function (GO): nucleoside diphosphate kinase activity
Source: RefSeq, a predicted model, not a curated record